Molecule: messenger RNA, 2088 nt
Organism: Lepus europaeus (European hare)
Lineage: Eukaryota; Metazoa; Chordata; Mammalia; Lagomorpha; Leporidae
Product: mitochondrial proton/calcium exchanger protein-like
Exons: 1
Coding region: 1-2088 (695 amino acids)
Biological process (GO): intracellular monoatomic cation homeostasis
Cellular component (GO): mitochondrial inner membrane
Molecular function (GO): calcium ion binding; ribosome binding
Source: RefSeq, a predicted model, not a curated record
AUGGCGUCCAUCUUACUGGGGCGCUGCGGCCCGGCGCCCGCCCGCCUCCCACAGCCCCGUGCGGGCAGUGCCUGGCCCGGUGUGGGGCCCCCGAGCCGCGCGGACGCGCCCCUGGCCUGCUGUGCCCGCUGCGGCCCGCCGCACCUUCCCCUCGGCGGCUGGCGGCUGAGGCCCGGGCGCUUGCGCUUGGCGGCCACGGCUCGGUGCGCGGUUGCCAUGGGACCGCAGGGCCUGGCGCUGCGCCGCUGGCUCGCGUCGUCCCCGCUCGGCCACGACUCGGUGGUGAAGACCCCCAAGCCCGUGGAGGACAAGGACAGGAAGCUGGAGGGAGGCGGCCCCGCCAAGGCGGCGGAGAAGCGGCCGCUGGGGCAGAGGGUCCUGUCCGAGCUGAAGCGCUUCUACCACGGCUUCCGCCUGCUCGCCAUGGACACCAGGAUCGCCGCGCGCACGCUCUGGAGGGUUCUCAACGGCCACGGCCUGAGCCGCCGCGAGCGCAGGCAUUUUGUCCGCGUGUGCGCCGACCUCUUCCGCCUCGUGCCGCUGCUCGUCUUCGUGGUGGUGCCCUUCAUGGAGUUCCUGCUGCCUGUCGCCCUGAAGCUCUUUCCCAACAUGUUGCCGUCUACAUUUGAGACCCAGUCGAGCCAGGAGGAGAGGCCGAAGAAGCAGCUGCGGGCCAGGCUGGAGGUGGCCAAGUUCCUCCAGGACACCGUGGAGGAGAUGGCCUUCAAGAACAAGGCCGCCCAGGGCAGCGCCGUCAGAGACUUAGCCGCGUUUCUCCAGAAGAUCCGAGAGACUGGAGAAGGACCCAGCAACGAGGACAUCAUGCGUUUUUCCAAGUUAUUUGAAGACGAGCUGACUCUGGAUAACCUCACGCGGCCGCAGCUCGCGGCGCUGUGUAAGCUGCUGGAGCUCCAGGCCAUGGGGACCAAUAGCUUCCUGCGCUUCCAGCUGUCCAUGAGGCUGAGGUCCAUAAAGGCUGAUGACAAGCUGAUUGCUGAGGAAGGAGUGGAGAGCCUGAACAUCAAGGAGUUGCAGUCGGCAUGCAGGGCGCGAGGCAUGCUGGCCCUCGGUGUCACGGAAGAGCGCCUGAGAGACCAGCUGAGGCAGUGGCUGGACCUCCACCUGCGUCAGGAGAUCCCCACGUCGCUGCUGAUAUUAUCCCGAGCCAUGUAUCUCCCGGAGACCCUCUCCCCCGCCGACCAGCUCAGAUCCACAUUGCAGACCCUUCCAGACGUGGUCGUGAAAGGAGCCCAAGUGAAAGUGGCCACGGUUGAGGGCGAGCAGGUGGACAAUGAGGUAAAGCUGGAGGCCACGCUGCAGGAGGACGUGGCCAUCCAGCAGGAGCAUCGGGAAAAAGUGUUGCAGAAGGUCUCCCAAGUGGAUAGGGAAGGGGUAGAAACCAGCCCUGGGAGGCCAGAAGUACCGGAUGUCAUCCUGCCAUCGGAGACACUGCAGGGGCCUGCCCCUGUCUUAAAGGAAGAGGGAAUAACCAAGGAGGAAAUUGACAUACUCAGCAACGUCUGCUCUAAACUGAAGGAGCAGAGUAAGUUCCUAACGAAGGAGAGGGAGGAACUGGAACUGCUGAGGGAAGAUGUCCAGGGCUACAGGGAGGACUUGCAAGAGGUCAAGAGGGAGCUUUCAAAGAAUGGUGAAGAAAAAUACACGGAUGAAUCUAAAGCCAGCACAAGACUGACCAAGAGAGUGCAGCAGAUGAUUGGACAGAUGGACAGUCUGAUUUCACAGCUGGAGUUGGAUCAGAGGACUGGCAAGCUGGGCCCGGCAGAGGGCCCACUUGUAGGGGAGAGCAUCGUCAGUGUCACCGAACUCAUCCGUGCCAUGAAGCAAAUCCAGCACAUUCCAGAAAGGAAGCUGAUGAGCUUGGCCUCAACACUGGAUGUCAAUCAGGAUGGCAAGAUCAACGUGGACAGUCUCACCAAGGUGAUUGAGCUGGUCGACAGAGAAGACAUCCCCAUCCCCACCAGCCUGGUGGCCAAGCUUGUGGCAGUUCUGGAAAAGGAGCAAAUGGUGGCUGAGAAGGAGAAGGCCAAGGAGAAGGCUAAGAAGGAGGCUGUGGAAGUGGAGAGCUAG